GGCUCCGCCCCCUCAUGCGCUCGGAAGGCCGUGGUGCUGCGCGCGGCCCUGAAUGAAGAGAAGCGGCUCCGGAGCGGAACUGGCUGCCGCGCGCGCUCAUGCCGCUGUGUGCGUUUCCGGUGUCGGUGUGCUGAAGGACAGAGGAAUGUGGAGUUUACAGGAUGCCCCACAGCGCCGGAAAGAGAUUUAAACCCACCAGAUAUAUCCCAGUGUGCACCGCGGCCACUCUGCUGGUGGCUUCAACCACGCUCUUCUUCGUGUUCACGUGUCCGUGGUUGGCGAAUGUUGUUUCUCCCCUGGUUCCUGUCUACAAUGGCGUGGUGUUCUUCUUUGUCCUGGCUAAUUUUAGCAUGGCCACCUUUAUGGACCCAGGCGUGUUCCCUCGAGCGAGUGAGGAUGAGGAUAAGGAUGACGAUUUUCGAGCUCCUCUCUAUAAGAACGUGGAGGUGAAGGGGAUUCAGGUGCGGAUGAAAUGGUGCUCCACCUGCCGCUUCUACAGACCACCACGCUGCUCCCACUGCAGUGUGUGUGACAACUGUGUGGAGGACUUUGACCAUCACUGUCCCUGGGUGAAUAACUGCAUCGGUCGGCGGAAUUACAGAUAUUUUUUCCUCUUCCUGCUCUCGCUGAGCUCACACAUGGUGGGCGUGUUCUCAUUCGGCCUGCUGUUUGUCCUCAAUCACCUGGAGAGACUCCAAGAGCUGCACACCACCAUCACUAUGAUAGUGAUGUGUGUCUCUGGUCUGUUCUUCAUCCCUGUGAUGGGACUCACCGGGUUUCACUUAGUGCUGGUAGCCAGAGGACGCACGACUAAUGAACAGGUAACACACGCGUGUGUGCGCGUGCACACACACACACACACACACACACACACACUGUCUCUGUUUCUCCCUCAGGUAACAGGGAAGUUUCGGGGAGGUGUGAACCCUUUUACUCGUGGUUGCUGUGGCAAUGUGAAACAUGUCCUGUGCAGUCCUCUAACUCCAAGGUAUAUGGUGGACCUCAAGAAGAAGCCGAACAUCCAGAUGACCCCCCCGUUCCUGCGCCCCGUCCUGUCCGAGUGUGACGUUGUUGUUAAAGUGAGUGAUAAUGGAGUUCACGCGAACAACCUGAGGGCGAAGUCAAAAACCAGUCUGGAUGGUUUGGGGGAGAAAAGUGCAGAUAUUCAGCCUCCUCUUCCUCCUAAAGCUGAGCGGCAGCAGCAGCAGCAGGUCCAGAAUCAGUUGACGUCCAGUGAAGAAAGUUCUCUGUCCAGUAAGCCCACCAGUCCGUCCACUCCGGCCAUGUACAAGUUCAGACCAUCGUUCGGGACGAUGCCCAAAGUGCACUACCACGCCACAGGAGAGAAGAUCUUGAUGUCCAAGAAUGCCAAAUCAUCAGCCAUCUUGGAAGAGCGAGCUCACGACUAUCGCUCUGAGCCGAACCUCGAUUUCCCGGAUUACGGUGGCACUGAAGCUCCUCCCCUCCAUCGCCACUUCACUUCGUCUCCGUUCCAGCUCGACUCGUACAGCCUGAAACACGCUGGUCGCAGGGAGGAGCCUGUGAAGCUUGGAGGCGUCAAACCCGAGUCUGUCACAUCUACCCCUCACAGGGGCGUGUUCUCCCCCGGGAUGAUGUCCAGCCGCAACGCCAGCCUGUCCUAUGACAGCUUAUUGACACCGAACAUAGCUGUGGCGCCCUCCAUGCCCUUCCGCUCGCCCUACCUGCCUGCUAAGACCUGCCACAUGCGACGUCCUGAACCGCAGCACCAGCACUUCCCCGCUUCCCCUUACAGCCCCACCCGGGUGGGGUACCUGUACAGCCGGGAGCGAGAGAGAGAGCAAGACGACGGCGAGAGAGCGCGAGACAGGGAUCCGUCUCCUGUCCGCUAUGACAACCUCUCCAAAACAAUCAUGGCGUCCAUCCAGGAGAGGAAAGAGUUGGAGGAAAGGCAGAGGCUCAUUCACCAUCACGGCCACACCCAUGCACACAACCACGCCCAUAUUUACACCAAUGAUUCGGGCGUAUUUGAUGGACAUUUUCGCGUCUCCAGAGGGUCUAGGGACGAGCUCACCAGGGUCGGGGUGAUGUCCUUUGGCCCUCGCGGACUCCACUCUUCAGCCUUAUCGCUAGUCCAAGCUCACGGAGCAUCCACUUCCUCUCUGCACAACGAGGUGGGAAACGCAGGGGGCGUCCAUUAUUGUUCGCCAUCCCGUCACUCCCCUCUCUCUCCUUCCUUCUCUCCUCGUUCUCCUUCCUUCUCUCAUCACAAGCUGUCCUUCAUCAGUGCCGUGGAGCGAGCCGAAUCGCCUCGCCUGGGCCGCAGGGAGGAACUGAAUCGAAUGAAAGUUAACGGACGGCCUAAAGGGCAGAUGCGAGACUGCCCCCUGGUGUCCUCUGGAACACAGCUCAGCCCCAGCAUCAAAAAGGUGACAGGAGUGGGCGGGACUACAUACGAGAUAUCAGUGUGACAGACACCUGGAAAAGCCAAUCCAUUCAUGAGGAAGUACUGCCAUGGUGACAGACACUACCACUAGUGACCGAGCCUGUCUUUCAGGACACAGUGUAGCCAAUCAAUCAGAGCCUUUCUCACAGGUGGGCGGGCCAAUCGGAGCAGGUCUUUCACUGUUCCGGUCCAAUCAGAGGAGGUCUGUCACAGCCUCCGGAUGCUUUUGGUUGGUGAUUGCAGCAUUGUGGGGCUGAGACUGUGUGUGUGUGUGUGUGUGUGUGUGUGUGUGUGUGAAAUCAGGAAUUUUUAUGUAUCUCUUUAUUCCAGAAGAAAAUUGGUUUAAAAAAUGACAAAGGAAAAAAAACCCUCUGAAAAGGGCUGCAGUGUCUGUUAACUUUAAUAUCCAAAAAAAGGUGCUUGUGUGUGAGUGAGUGAGUUGUAGGCCACCAUCGUUAUCUUUGUUACACCCUGCAUUAGUGCUAGCAUUAGCAUGCAACCUGCUUUUAUUCUGACUGAAUUCUCAGAAACUCCACUUUCACUCUUUACUUUUAAAUAAAUGAAAUUAAAGAAAUGUACUUUCAGUUAAAAGUACAUUAAUAGCUGCAUUGGUGCUAAAAACACUCAUAAACAUGUCCCACAUCUCAGAUCUCCCUGUUAGCGCUCUGGUUAGCUGACAGCAGCUGUAUUGGUGCUCCGUCUCCGUUCCUCACCUUCACCGUGAGGGAUUGUCAUGAAGGGUGCCAAUAAUUCUGGAGUUCAGCGUUUUCCCCCCAAACGAGGCAGAUGGAAUUAAAAUGAAGUUUCCUUGUGUCGUAGUGAGUGUGUGUGUGUGUGUGUGUGUAACUGACGGUAGCUUGUUGCAUGCGUUGUGUAGCUCGCCGUGUUCGCGUGCGACAGUAGAGUCAGAAUUCACUUCAUUAAAUCAGGCCAAAAAAGAAACAAAGCUCUUUAAUGUGUUAUAAUGAGAGAAAAUAAAUUCUGUCCUGUAACGUAAACCAGUAUAAAUCAAUGUGAGUAUCGGGGGCACAUACUUACGAUCAGUCUGCCUCUGCAGGGGGGUUACAGUGGUGCACAUUUUGUCCCCUAUCUAGGGCUCUGAUAUGGAGAUCUCUGGUUACAAUUAACGUCAAACUCAGUUUUCUUAUUGUUCAAACAUGACAGAAAUUGUAAAUUCAUAAAGUCAGAACUGAUGAUGCAGCAGGGCUUUAUUAAAAAUGCACUCUAAAUAAAAGGUAUUUAAUUUAAAGCUGAAUGUUUACACUGCAGAGUAAAAGUACCUUUAAACAGCUAAAGUAAAAAAACAAACGUACUUUACUAUUAAGUUUUCCUUUUACUCUAACUGAGCUCCACCCCACUCUGACCCCGCCCUGACCUCACCUUUCACCAUGACCCUGCCCAACCCAUUUUACCCUGAUCCCACCCAACAUUUCAUCCUAACUCCCCCUCGACCCCACCUUUCACCUUAACCCCACCCUGACCCAACUAUGACUUUUCAUCUUGACUCCGCCUCCUGGCCUUACACUCCCCUCCCCCGUUCAGUAAUGUUAUAUCACACUACAUCUCUAACAACAUAAACAUUUGAGCUUUAAAUCUCACUCUUUAAAAGCAGAACUCUUUAGUUUCAUGUACAGUGCUCUUUUUUUUAGUGAUCAUUUUAGUUUCACGCUUUAACAGCAGCUUAUUUUCCCCCAGUUUCAGUAAAUGUUCUUCUGCAUUGAUUUCUCAUCAGACUUGGCACAGCACCACGCAAACACGAUCACAUUUCCUGAUUAAAUGAAAUCCCUCGGUGUUACGUCUUGUACAGUGUAAUAAUUUUUUAUUUAAAGUUCUAUAUUUUGUCUAAAAUCCAGAGAUGUGACAUCAUACCUGCUGUUAUCCAAAAGAUAGAAUCUUUAUUCUCUUUUUUACUCUUUUUUUCUUUCCCCCCUCAGCCAGUAAAGUGCAUCCACGGCAUACUUGAUUUUAUUGAAACAGGUGUGUCAGUGUUUAUUAAGAUAUUUCACUCUGGAUGAGCUUUAUUUAACCAUCACACUUGAUACUGUAUAAAAGGUAUUUUAAAAAAUGACUACUUUCAUACAUUACUUUUGUACCAUAUACAUAUAUAAGUGAACAUGAGUGAGUAAAUGUGAGUGUUUAACUGAUAAAAUACAAACCUGAUGUUUUAUCGUUUAUCGUGAAAUGUCGUGUGGAAUUGUUUUGCCCUUGACAGGCUGUCUGGCACAGCAAAGCAUUCUGGGAGGAAAAAACAGAAUAAAAUAAUGGUGUGUGUGUGUAUAAUUAUAGAUAAAGAAGAAUAUGGGAAUCUUUUUCUGUUUAAAUAAAGAUGUCUGAAUAAAUAAAAAUAUAGUUUGAUAUUGAGGUACAGCUAUUUUUUUUGUUCAUCUAAAAAAAAAAAGUCUAAAUCAGUAAAUAAAUUUACUCUGAAAA
Messenger RNA from Neoarius graeffei (lesser salmon catfish), 4855 nucleotides. It is a transcript of the gene zdhhc8b, whose product is annotated as zinc finger DHHC-type palmitoyltransferase 8b. The transcript has 10 exons. The record is from RefSeq and is a predicted model, not a curated record. Gene Ontology annotation, molecular function: palmitoyltransferase activity. Gene Ontology annotation, biological process: protein palmitoylation. The coding region runs from base 162 to 2450 and encodes 762 amino acids. Lineage: Eukaryota; Metazoa; Chordata; Actinopteri; Siluriformes; Ariidae.